AUGUCCAACAGUCCUGGAGAUGUCGGCCUAGAGCUCAAGGCAGAAUGGAUCCUCACAGAAAAUUUUCAUGAAAAGUUUGGGUCCGAGCCUGAAAAAUGGCCCAGUGCUUGUACAAUUACACUCGACCGCUUUAUCUACCGCCCACCACAAAUAACUGAACGCUUCUACGAGUCGGUGAAAAAUUGCAACUUCGUUCAACAGAAAACGGCAGAAAAUACGUGA
Molecule: messenger RNA, 222 nt
Organism: Penicillium longicatenatum
Lineage: Eukaryota; Fungi; Ascomycota; Eurotiomycetes; Eurotiales; Aspergillaceae
Exons: 1
Coding region: 1-222 (73 amino acids)
Source: RefSeq, a predicted model, not a curated record